AUGACUACCAACGACUUUCCAGUACAGUUCGCUGGCAAAAAAUACGAUUUACAUUCAUUCAUGCGCGAUCAUCCUGGUGGUGUGAACACUUUGAAGAAUUAUAAGGGGAAAAGUAUAUUGAAGGCUAUGGAAAAGUUCGGGCACAGCAGCAGUGCGUAUCAUAUGUUAAAUGACUUGAAAGUGAAAGUAGUGGAACUUAAAGAUGGGAACUUGACUGGGGGUGUGAGUGGGAACGGACGAAUUAUAACGAAUGAGGAGGCCGGUCGAGAUGUGGAGGAGAUAGAGUUUCUAGAAGAGCUUGAGGCCCGCCUGGAUUGGUCGAAACCUCUUCUUCGGCAAUUGGAUGCCAUUGCGCCACAUUACGAUCAGUGGGUGAACAGUGCAGUGUAUAGAAAGUGUAGACUCUUCGAAAGCUCCAUCCUUGAGAGCAUGACGUUUACACCCUGGUACUUAGUGCCAAUGUGCUGGGUUCCAAUUAUACUGUAUUUAGGUUACUCGCAGCUUCAGAAGCACGUGUUAUGUGGAGAUUCAUGUAAACAAGAUCCUUUGGGAUUGCAUCUUUACUUAUAUCAUAUAUUCCUCGGUCUGGUGAUAUGGUCGGCACUUGAGUACUCGUUGCAUAGGUGGGUGUUCCACCUCAACCCUGGCUCCUCCGUCACCAUGAUCAAAAUCCACUUUCUCAUCCACGGAAUGCACCAUAAGGUACCAUUCGACGGAUUGAGACAAGUUUUUCCACCGGUGCCUGCUUUUCUCUUGGCAUAUGUUAUUUAUAUGAUUCUUCAACUUUUCCUGGCAUACCCACUCAUUAAACUCACUGGAGGGCUUAUAGGUUACCUGACCUACGAUAUGAUACAUUAUUAUGUGCACCAUGGGUCACCGGAAGAUGGCACUUAUCUGUACGCGAUGAAGAGAUAUCACUCCAAUCAUCAUUUUGUCAAUCAUGAUAAAGCAUUCGGGAUCAGCAGCAAGAUGUGGGAUUAUAUAUUCAAGACGUUUGUACACGUUAGAAAGUUGGGAUUUAGUUUACAUUGGUAA
This is a messenger RNA of Achroia grisella, 1035 nucleotides long. It is a transcript of the gene Fa2h, whose product is annotated as fatty acid 2-hydroxylase. Gene Ontology annotation, molecular function: fatty acid 2-hydroxylase activity; iron ion binding; heme binding. Bases 1 to 1035 code for a protein of 344 amino acids. The record is from RefSeq and is a predicted model, not a curated record. The transcript is spliced from 6 exons. Gene Ontology annotation, biological process: fatty acid metabolic process; lipid biosynthetic process. NCBI's taxonomy places the organism in Eukaryota, Metazoa, Arthropoda, Insecta, Lepidoptera, Pyralidae. Gene Ontology annotation, cellular component: membrane; endoplasmic reticulum.